This is a messenger RNA of Paramecium sonneborni, 1413 nucleotides long. Lineage: Eukaryota; Ciliophora; Oligohymenophorea; Peniculida; Parameciidae. The record is from the annotation of a GenBank genome assembly.
UUCUAAUGAAAAUAAUAACAUUAUUAAGUGUUUUGUUUGUUAUUGGAUCAAAUUAAAGGCUUCCAAUUGGAAGUUCAGAAUGUAGCAUAUAUUUGGCGAAAUUUGGAACUGCUAAUAAUGUAGAUGGAUCAGGAGCAACAAAAUUGGCAUUUUCAGGUGAUGUUUAGUUCGAGAAUGGAAUUGAUGUUAAGGUUAGUUUGAGAUACUCAGAUGUUGAUCUGUUUUCUAAUUUAACUUAUUAUGGUUUUGUUAAAGAAGAUGGAAAACCAUAAGAAAGUACAUGUCUUGAUCUUAAAUUAUAUAAAUACACUUCAAACUCUUAUUCUGAUGCUAUAGAGAUAAAGAACUUUGCUAUAACUUCAUCGAACAGCACUUAAAAAUAAUGGAGAUAUUACCAUUUCACUAUUCCCGGGACAUAAUUAAAUACAAGUUUAGUUUUUACAUAAAAUUCUAAUUAAUUCCUUUACAAAGGAUAUUAUGCCAUAGCUUACUAUGCUGCUAAUACAGACUAAUUGCAAUAUACAUUUUAUUUUGAAUUUUCUAUGAUUAUUAAUAGAGAGGGUGAAGGAUUUACUGCUUUUAAACCAUUAAGUAGAAAAGCAACCUCUACUUGUGAUCCAAAUAAAGAAUGUGUUACUUAAGAUGAUACUAUAUUAAAAUGGUGCAAAGAUUUUAGUUGUACAAAUUAUGAAACUCCGGAUCUUCAUUAUAAUGAUACAUUUGUUAUAUAAUAGAUAUUUUACUCUGGUGAUAUGACUGUGUAUUAUUUAACUGAAACUGAAGUUUGGUUUGUUGGUGAUGGACUCCUUCAAUAAGCAACAAAAUUAACUUUGAAUAACACAACUCCAGGAUAAGUUAUAAUUUAAUUAUAAGCUGAAGUUGCUUGGAAUAAUGUAUCUAUUUAGGUUUCAUCUAUUUUAUCUUCAACAUAAUCAGGAUAAAGAAGAUUGCUAACAUAAACUUCUUUUGAUACAUUCUCAGGAAAAACAUCAAUUUUAACUUGUAUUAAAGCAUAGGAUCAAAAGAUUUGUCCAUCAUGUGAAUAAGAAUGUGAAAUUAAUGGGUUUGCUCAUGAUGGAUGUCCAGAAUGCUAAUCUUUCCUCUAGAUUAACGAAUUUAUUUUAUUAGCCAUAUUAUUAGCAUUUACUAUAUGAUAAGUUGAUAUUUUUAAAUUAAUUAGAAUUAAAAUUUCACAAAUUAUAAUAACUCAAUUUAUAUUCUAAAUUAUUAUCUAAAAAUCAUAUUCUAUAAUUCAAUUCUCAUUAUUGUUUUUAUCAAUUUCAAAAUAAUUUAUAUAUUUACAUUAUUAUAUAUAUAAAACUUUGAAUUAAUUAGUUUUACUUGAUUUGUUUUCUUUUACAAUAUAUUAGAUAAUAUAUUAGAUUCUGAGUUGAAGAACUUUAAAUAAUAAUA